CAGUGGAAGCUGAUAAAAGCAUUUCCUCCCAGGUGACGCUGUAGGUUCUGAUUAGCAGCGCGGGCAGGAUGGACUUACGCCCGUUCAUUUGGUCGAUUGUUCUGGCAAGUCUGAGAAUUUCCACAGGUCAAAUUUUAGAAUGCCGUAAUGGCCAGUGGCAGUGUGAUGAUGGAAGAUGUAUCCCUGCUAUCUGGAGAUGUGAUGGAGGUGGCGACUGUCUGGAUGGAUCUGAUGAAACGGAUUGCGGUGCACUUCCAGGCUCUCCUGAAUGCCCGCCGGGUCAGUUUCCUUGUGUUGACUCUGUCGGGUGUGUUGAUGCGUCAGCCCGCUGUGACGGACAACACCAGUGUCCAACCGGGUCUGAUGAGGAGAACUGUCCAGCUACAGAGGGCUGUUUGGUUUCUGACUGGAUCUGUCGAAACCACAUCUGUAUCCCCAUAGAGCUGCGCUGCAAUGGACUGAAUGACUGCCUGGACAACUCUGAUGAAGAGGACUGUGGUUCAUGUGAUGAGAACGGCAUACGGUGUCCUGAUGGGACGUGUCUGAGUGCUGAAGGGAGGUGUGAUGGGACGAGUCACUGCUCUGAUGGUAGUGAUGAGCCCAUAACCUGCGGUCGUCUUUGCUCCAUAAACAAUGGCGGCUGUAGCCAUGUGUGUGUCGAUGAAUCCUGGGGAGCUCUGUGUGCCUGUCCUGUUGGAUAUAAGCUCGCUCCCAAUGGUGCAGUCUGCGAAGAUUUGGAUGAAUGUGCCCCACCCUUUGCCCCUUGUAUGCAUCACUGCACUAACGUUGUCGGAUCCUACUAUUGCCACUGCAGAGAAGGCUUCAAACUGAGUGGAGGCUACACAUGUCUGGCUACAGGUAAUGCUACCAGAUUACUAACUGUGCAGAGGAGCUCUAUCGGCCUAUUGAAUGUGAAGUCUCAACAGUUUGAAGUUAUCCACACUCCAGUGUCUGACCCAGUGGCCUUGACUUUUGAUGUUGUCCGAGGCUGGUUCUUCUGGGCUGACAACCAUGGCAGCAUUUACAAAAGCAAUGGAGAGCACAGCUGGACAAUCUAUAUUGGGGAGCCUGGAAUCAAGGGUCUAGCCUGUGAUUGGCUGAAUGGAAACCUGUUCUGGACCAAUCAGAAGUCAAUCUACAUGCAAGCAGCGGAUGAGACAAGUUACACUACUCUGAUGAGCAAAAACAUCAGUCCAUUAGAGUUGGUGCUUUUACCUGUGGAGAGCAUGAUGUUCUGGAUCAAUGUCGGCCACGGUGACAGAGUGACGAUAGAGAAGUCAUGGAUGGAUGGAUCAGAAAGAAGUACUCUGGCUGUGCUCACUGCUCAGUCGCCCCACAGCCUCACUGCUGAUGUGGCUGCCAGGAGGCUAUACUGGAUCAGCGACUUCAAGAAGUCUAUAGAGACGGUGAAGGUGAACGGGAUUGGCCGGCAUUCCUUCACCGCACUGUUCAACAGGGGACUGCCUCGCAGCCUUGCUGUGUUUGAAAGUUUGUUCUACUGGGUGGAUGACGAAGGACUGUGGCAGGUUCCACAGAACCAACCAAACCCGAAGCGAUUUCUCUUAAAAGCUACACUGCCAAUAUUAACCGUUUACCAUGAGCUACAGCAGCCUCAAGGUUCUUCUGCAUGUGGAAAGACUCGAUGUCACCUCUGCCAGCUAACUAAAGGCAACCCUGUCGGCUUCACCUGUGCUUGUCCAAACUCCGAAGUGCUGUUGUUUGAUGGGACAUGUCGAUAUCCCAGGUUUAUAUAUGCUACCAUCACCAACCUCAACCUUCUGGAGUUAAGAGGCAAAAGGGCCACUAAAACCCAGCUGUUUACCACUGACGACGGCAUCCUGUCAUUUGAUCUGGACUGGUACAGAGACUGGCUAUACUGGGCUAACCAAACUGGCCAUAUCCAGCGCACCAGUCUUAACCAGGUCAAGACUGAGUUGGUACCAACACCUUUGCCAGUUUGUCUGAUAAAAGUAGACCAGAGGAGAGGGAACCUUUAUUGGGUCUCAUGCGACCAAAACAGCAUCGGCACCACCACAGCCAACGAUCAGUACUCCCAUCAGCUGUACCAAACAACAAACAAGAUUCGAGACCUGCAUCUGGAUUGGCUGAGGGGUGGCAUCCUCUGGCUGGAGGAAGACAUAUUUCUCACCAUGAGCAUGAUGGGAAGCAAAGCCAAAGAGCUAAUGCACUUGCCAGCAGGAGGAGUCAGGGGAAACAUCGCUUUCGACCUCCGGGCUAAUAGUCUGCUCUGGAACUCGGAAAGGACAGGUUUGACAACGAUGAGUUUGCGGCAGGAAAGAAGCCACCAAGCUGGCCGAAGAUGGAACAUUUCAGGCUCAGUCGUAGCUGCCAUUGAGCCCUUUCUGUUGUCCCUCUCUGAUGAUGUCAUGACUCUUUGGGACCGGCGUGAUGGGAGCCCCAUCCAGGACUUGACAGUGACGGGUCAUGUGUUCAGUGUAAUCGCUGCACUCGGGGAUGUCCGCACAGUGCCAGGCACUCCAGUCUGCAGUGAACCCUCUGUGCUAUGCCGACGCACAUCAGUCUGCCUCUCACAAGCCCAGCUAUGCGAUGGUAAAAAGGACUGCCCUGAUGGAGAUGAUGAGGAUUUUUGUGUAACCACAUGUCCAUCUAAAGAGGAUUUCAAGUGCAAGGACCGUAGGAGUUGUAUCUCCAGAAAUCUCGUUUGUGACGGCCGUCCUCAUUGCAAGGAUGGCUCAGAUGAAGUCGACUGUUUGAGUAUAGCUUCACCUGCAGCUCGAACAAACGUCCUGAAGUGUCGCAUGGGCUCAAAACCGUGUAAAGAUGGUACAGCGUGUGUUUUAUACAGCCAUGUGUGUGAUGGGGAAACGGACUGUCGGGAUGGAUCAGAUGAACAGGGAUGUGAUGCCGAAAAGACCAUGACAACAUCAAAACCAAAUAUUUAUCCAUUAAACGACAUGCGUGCUACAAACCCUCCUGCUCCGACUGUGCCGGCCUGCACCACCCCCUCUGUGUUCUGUCCCCGUUCUGCUACUCACCUCUGCAUUACUCCGAGCCAGUUUUGCGACGGGCGUAAAGACUGUCCUGAUGGCUUUGAUGAAGAGAACUGCGUGACAAAAUGUCCCUCUAAAAACGACUUCCGCUGCAAAGACCGUCGACACUGUAUCUCAAAGAGCCUGGUUUGUGAUGGUCGCUAUCACUGCCACGAUGGCUCAGAUGAGGUUGACUGUACGAGCGUAGCUCUGCCAGCAGCUCGAGCAAACGUCCUGAAGUGUCGCCUAGGUUCCAGACUGUGUCGAGAUGGCACUGAAUGUGUUCUCUUCCGUCACGUUUGUGAUGGCGAGAGAGACUGCCUGGAUGGAUCAGAUGAAGUAGGAUGUGAUGCUGCAAAGAUUGCCCCUACCACUGUUACAGAAAAUGUCCACUUAGAUGAAUCCACUUUACCUGUCACACCCUUUACUGAGUCUCUCACCAAACCAUCCUGCACCAGUCCUUCAUUUCAGUGUCCAGGUUCUAAUUUAUGCAUCAACCCAACACUGCUUUGUGAUGGAAAGGGAGACUGCCCCGAUGGAUCUGAUGAGAACUGCGUAGAAAGAUGCCCUUAUAAAACGGACUUCCGCUGCAAAGACCGUCGAAGCUGCGUCUCAAAGACCCUGGUUUGUGACGGUCGCUAUCAUUGCCACGAUGGCUCAGAUGAGGUCGACUGUCUGAGUAUAGCUUCACCUGCAGCUCGAACAAACGUCCUGUGUCGCAUGGGCUCAAAACCAUGUAUCGAUGGAAAAGAGUGCGUUUUAUUCAGCCACGUGUGUGAUGGAGAGAAUGACUGUAUGGAUGGAUCUGAUGAACAGGGAUGCUCAGAAACCUGCAAAAAAGGUGAGUUUCAGUGCUCCCACGGGAAAAUGUGCAUCCCUGAGGCUGAGGUGUGUGAUGGCAAGUCGCAGUGUCGAGACCAGUCUGAUGAACUGGACUGCUGGGAACAAACAAAGAGCUGCGAGCAUCGCUGCAUUGAUGGCAAUCGCUGCAUCCCAAUGAAAUUCCUGUGCGAUGGAGAGAAAGACUGCCUGAAUGGCACGGAUGAGGUGGGCUGCGACACGGUUACUGCUGCAACAACUGAGUCUCCUGUUCGCACUCCUGUAUCGACUUGCAUCACUCCUUCAGUUCUCUGUCCAGGUUCAUCACUGUGUAUCUCUGAAAAUCAGCUGUGUGACGGACAAAGAGACUGCCCUGAUGGAUUUGAUGAAAAUAACUGUAUAGCCCAAUGCAAAAACCCAGACGAUUUCUUAUGCAGCGACCGGAGGUUAUGCGUCCCCAAGAUGGAAGUGUGUGACGGUCGUGCCCACUGUCCCGACGGCUCAGAUGAGACGCAGUGUCAAUCAGCAGAUCCUGCUGCUCCCCCCUCCAGCAAUGUGCCCAGUGCCAGAUCAGCCCCACUGAGGUGCCACAAAGGUUUCAAGCCAUGUAAAGAUGGCCUGGAGUGUGUUAUGUACAACCAUCUGUGUGAUGGAGAGAGGGACUGCCAAGAUGGAUCAGAUGAAGAGGGAUGCUCCGCUCAGUGCAAAGCAGAUGAGUUUCAGUGUAAUCACGGGAAUAGAUGCAUCCCACCGGAGAAGGUGUGUGACGGACAGUACGACUGUCAAGACCGAUCCGAUGAAAUGGACUGUUCAAGGCUAAUUGAGGGCUGCCAUCAGCGCUGUGAUAACAACACUCGCUGUAUACCAGAGACCUUCCUGUGUGAUGGCGAGAGAGACUGCGCCGAUGGGUCGGAUGAAGAAAAGUGUGGUUUGGUGGCCUGUGCGAUUAACCAGUACCGCUGUCUUAGCGGUCAGUGUGUGUCUGAGGCCAUGAGAUGUGAUGGAUAUGCUGACUGUAGUGACCACUCUGAUGAGGUGCAUUGCACAAGACCCCCACGCUGCCCAACACAGCUCCAAUGCCCAAACAGCCACGUGUGCCUGCAGAAAGAGUGGCUCUGUGACGGCGAAGACGACUGCAAAGACGGGUCGGACGAGAAAAACUGCAUGUCAUCAACUGCGAAGUGCAGGGAAUACCAGUGGCAGUGUGGAGACAGCAGUCAAUGCAUCCCUCUGUCAUGGAGGUGUGACGGGAAGAGGGACUGCCACAACGGGAUGGACGAGGGCAAAUGCAGCCAGAGAAAAUGCCCCUCUCAGCUUUACCAGUGUGGCAGCGGAGAGUGUGUGGACCCUCGCCUGGUGUGUAACGGCUUCACCAACUGUGCCGAUAGUUCAGAUGAGGGCGCGGGAUGUGCUCGACGCAACUGCUCCAGCCCAUCAGCUCCUCGGUGUGACCACCACUGUGUCAGCACCCCAAACGAAGCCAGGUGUUACUGUGCUGAAGGUUUUACACUAAAGUCCAGUGGUGUGUCUUGUGUGGACAUUGACGAGUGCAAUGCAGUGCCACAUGACGUAUGCAAACACACCUGCCUGAACAGCUAUGGGUCCUACGUCUGUCAAUGCCUUCCUGGCUUCUACCUGGAGCCUGACAAAAAAAGCUGCAAGACCAAAGAUGAGCCUUUGCUUCUGGCGUCAGUGCAGUCAGAGCUUUUACUACUGGGAGUCCAUAGUGGCACCUUGCGUCUUCUGUCCUCUGCCAAUCGACCAGUCUUCUCGCUUGAUUAUCACUGGGCUCAACAGAGAGUUUACUGGCUGAGCCCCGACUACCAGAGCAUCCGCUGGGCUGACAUGAAAAACUCAGACAACAAAGGGACACUCAUCAAAGGAGUGAAGUCGGAUUUCAUUGCGGUGGACUGGAUUGGUAAGAACCUGUACUGGGUGGAUGGACUGGUGGGCCAGAUUCUGACUGUGAAGCUCAGCGACAACACAGUGAGAUCUCAGGACUACACUGUGGUCCUGGGUGAAGAUCUGGAGCAGCCAAGCUCAUUGGUUCUGCUGCCACACAUUGGGAUGAUGCUUUGGUCGGAGAUCGGCAGCACCCCUCAGAUCGAGCAGUCUGGGAUGGACGGUUCAAAGAGGAAGGUGGUGGUAAGCAGAGGCCUGAGCUGGCCAGUCAGUCUGUCCUAUGAUCUCCUGGAUAACAGGGUGUACUGGGCCGAUGAGAAGCUGCACUGCAUUGGCUCGGUCUCUCUGGACGGCGACAAUGUUAAGAUCCUCCAGUUAGCCGAAACCCCAAGCCCUUUCUCUGUGGCAGUCUUCAAUGACAGAGUCUUCUGGUCUGACACUAAAAGGAGAACGAUCCGCUCUGCUGACAAGAACACCGGCAAAGACCAAAAGGUUCUUCUCAAGAGACCAGGGCAGCCAUUUGGACUGAAACUGAUGCAUACCCUUUCCCAGCCAGCCAUAUCCAGUCCCUGUGACCAGCUACACUGCUCCCACCUCUGCCUCUUGGCCCCUGCGAUGAGAAGCAAGUCUGGAGCACUGGGGUCUCCGGGAGCUCCAGCUGUGAGGGGGCCUACGGCAGUUUGCCGAUGCCCAAAGGGUCUGCUUCUUUCCAAGGACAAGAUUACCUGCUCUCUGCCUGUGGAUUCAACGUUCAUCCUGCUUUUGUCUCGUACCACAGUCUAUCAGAUUCACUUGUACUCCAUGCGUCAUGCUGGUGUUGCUCUAAAGAAAAUGCCAGACAGUCGAGCUUUAGCCCUGCCCGGGGUAACUGAGGCGUCGGGACUGGACGUGUCCAUCCAGGGGCUUUCUCUGUAUGUGGCUGAUGCAGGACAAGGAUCUGUGGAUGUGCUGGAACUGAGCAGCUCCAGGUUGAGACAGGGACUUAUACCUUCUGGACAAAUCCUAAAGCUCGGGGAUGAUUUAGUCACGGCUCUGGCAGUUGACUGGGUGACUUCCAGCCUCUACUGGAGCAGCAUCGCAAGGCCUGAUCUCCAUGUGACGUCCCGCCGUGAUGGCUACACCACCUCACUGCUGCAGGGAUCACUGAAGGGCACUACAUCCAUUGCACUGCAUCCCCCCUCUGGACAACUUUGCUACACAGCAGAAGUCAUGGCAGGAGGGAAGAACCAGAUAGAGGUGAACUGCGCCUGGAUGGAUGGCCGUAACAAAGUAGUGCUGUGGAGGAAGUCGAGCAUCCCCACCUCGCUGGUCUUUUCCAAUCAAGGAACCAUGAUAUACUGGGCUGACACAGGUGAAGGUGUUAUCAGCUCUAUUUCAGUGGAUGGAACAGGAUAUAAACAGUACAACACAGGGCCAGGUCUGCUAAUCUCCUUCACACAUACUGAGAACAUCCUCCUCUGGGUCACCCUGGACAAUGAUGUAACCAAACUGUGGUUCAGUGAUGGUCUCCAGCCUAACCAGCUGUGGUUUGAGACAAAAACCAGCGUGGUGGAAGUCAAAGCCUACAGCAACGACAGUCAGUCUGGAACUAAUAGCUGCUCCAACAACAACGGUGGAUGUGUCCAUUUGUGCCUGCCCUAUCCAGGAGGUCGCACGUGUAAAUGUGGCAGGGGUUUCUACGCCGUCGAUGCCACCUCCUGUGCCCCGUUCUCAAACUGUCCCACUGGGGAAGAAUCCUGCUUUGACGGUAGCAAGUGUAUCAGCAGCAGCAAAUUCUGUGACGGACACAUUGACUGUCCAGACCAGUCAGAUGAACAGGACUGUCCAAACCCAAACUCUGCAUCUUUUGGCACCAAAUCUAGUAAUGGCCGCCCUCCCCAGUCUUCAUCAAACGCCGAAAAGAACUCUGUUCUUUCAGUUAAAGACUCUACAUCCUGUGAUCUCCAACACUGCAACGGUCAUGGCAACUGCAUCACAGAAGGCAAAGUCACUCACUGCCAGUGCAUGGCUGGUUACAAGGGAGAGUUCUGUCAAGAUACAGAAACUGGAAAAAGCCACGUGGCUGUGAUCCUGGGUGUCCUCUGCCUCAUUGCUGCAUUGAUGUCUGCUGCUUUUAUUUUCGCUAAAAGGAGAUCCUGGGUGCCCAUCAGAAGCAGAUCGACUGAGAAAGAUACUCUGAUGGCCAACAUGGGCCUGCCAUUUGAACGCUACGAUUCAGACUCGGAGGAGCUCGAGUCCCCAGUAGACGUGAAGAACCCACCGCUAUCGUUAAAGGUUGGUUUCAUGACAACUCUGAAGGCUGCAGACACCACGAGUAAUGUGUGCAGAUGCAUGUCUGUGCUGCUGAUUUUAAACAUGCUAAUGGAGAUGGUCUUUUGAUGCAAUAAAAAUGAGAGAAAUGAACCAAAAA
This is a messenger RNA of Sander lucioperca (pikeperch), 8142 nucleotides long. Its product is annotated as low-density lipoprotein receptor-related protein 2-like. The transcript has 44 exons. Lineage: Eukaryota; Metazoa; Chordata; Actinopteri; Perciformes; Percidae. Gene Ontology annotation, molecular function: protein binding; calcium ion binding. Bases 69 to 8111 code for a protein of 2680 amino acids. The record is from RefSeq and is a predicted model, not a curated record.